Molecule: messenger RNA, 835 nt
Organism: Rhagoletis pomonella (apple maggot)
Lineage: Eukaryota; Metazoa; Arthropoda; Insecta; Diptera; Tephritidae
Product: ADP-ribosylation factor-related protein 1-like
Exons: 5
Coding region: 19-714 (231 amino acids)
Biological process (GO): protein localization to organelle; Golgi to plasma membrane protein transport; intracellular protein transport
Cellular component (GO): Golgi apparatus
Molecular function (GO): GTPase activity; GTP binding
Source: RefSeq, a predicted model, not a curated record
UUUAAAGUAAAGGAAUAAAUGUUGCCGGCUGCAUUUACUGAACACACCCAAAAUGUGCAUCAGCUGAUUUUGCUGCAGAGCAAAGAAUUUCCAACACAAUUACCACCUAUAAUGUACACACUACUACAUGGCUUCUACAAAUACCUCACACAAAAGGAGGAGUACUGUGUGGUCAUAUUGGGACUGGACAAUGCUGGGAAAACGACUUAUUUGGAAGCAGCGAAAACCAAAUUUACAAAAAAUUACAAAGGCAUGAACCCGGCAAAGAUCACUACAACGGUAGGCCUGAACAUUGGUACAAUCGAUGUGGCUGGGGUACGACUAAAUUUCUGGGAUUUAGGCGGACAACAAGAACUACAAUCCCUUUGGGAUAAAUACUACCAGGAAUCACAUGGCGUGAUUUAUGUGAUAGAUUCGAAUGAUCGCGAACGCAUGGAGGAGUCAAAGGCGAUUUUUGACAAAAUGAUUAAAAACGAGUUGCUCUCUGGCGUACCACUAUUGAUUCUAGCCAAUAAACAGGAUUUGCCCGACGUAAUGGGUGUACGUGACAUUAAACCAGUUUUUCAACAGUCUGGAGCGCUCAUAGGUCGACGUGACUGCCUCACCAUGCCAGUAUCAGCGCUCACAGGUGAAGGUGUGAAUGAAGGCAUUAAAUGGCUGGUUGAGGCUAUCAAACGCCAUUCCAUAGUGCGACCGCCCAGAGAAAAUGAUUGAUGUUCUGAUUAGGGGAUCAAUUGCAGCUUUAUAAAGAUACGAAACUUGUGUAAAAAUGUAUGUACGUAUAACAAGUUCUACUGUAAAAUGUUCUUUAUUAUUGAGGGUAAACACUUUCAUU